CCCAUAUUAUUUACAAGAGAGUAAACCCUGCUAAAACGGUUUAGCUUAUCCUUAGUGCCCGUAGUUUGGCUCACUCUUGUGAAGAGAGUGGAGGCUUUUAGACUUUUUACUACACUGGUGAAUUCACAUACAUGGCAAGACUCCCAUGUUUGCAGCAUUUUUUAGUAAAAUCCAUCCCCUAAAAUACAAUGGGCAUAUUUCAACGCCAUUUGUUGAUUUUUACGAUGUAAAUUAAUUAUUAUAAUUUAUUUUUAUAUUUCUAUUUUUGUAAAAAAUUAUUAUUGGCGUUUUGGUCUUUCAACUCUCACUUUGCUUUCACUUUUUUUCCUUGUCCAGAUUUAAUCUAUUAUUUUCUCCUUUGCUUUUUGACCGUCCGUUAGUUAAUUUUUUCUCGUCAUUUGAUAUCCGGAUGCUCCCUUGUGCUUUAAGCCAAAUGCAACUAACUCGUUCGGCUCUCAGUUUUUAUACGAGUUUUUGGCUUUAGCAAGGAGCCAAAGGACAAAAGACUGAGAUCAGUUCAGUUCAGUGGUUUGGUUGGUUGGUUGCUUUUGGUCUUCGAUGGCCUGCUGCCUCCUACUACAACUAUUUUACAUUUCAUUACUCACAAAAUAAUAAUAUCACCAACUCACAAGAGUCCGAUUGCUAAUUUACUUUCUUCUCGCAAGCCGAGUAUUUACUCAGAAUAAUUGGACUGCGAGAAAAAAUUUAAACCAAUUGUACAAUUACACAAAACAAAAAGUUGCUGAAAGAUUUUACAUGUUAUGCAAGGAAAGCAUAAAUUUAGGAACGUGAGAUUUUAAUUUAGUAAAACAUUCUUUAAUUAAUGUGUGAAAAAGAUUACAACUCUAACUCUGUGGCAAAAUUCCACCGUGAAAGUGUUUUUAUACAGUAGAAAAUAAUUUUAUACCUUAGUUUUUUAGGACUGAAUUAAAGUAUGGACACAAAUUAUGGAUUUUAAAGGGUGAAAAUUUUGUUAAUUUGGAUUUUUAGUUUUAGUUAUGAAUUAUUUGUUUCAUCGGUUUAAAGUUUGAGUUAGUUGCAGUUUGUGUUACAAGGUGAAUAAAUAAAUAGUUCCUACUUCGACUGGGAUUCAUUUCUUUGUCUUUAUGAAAUUAACUCAUUGUUAAAAACGUAGUGUCCUGCGAUUAAAAUAGCUGGUUAUCAUCAUGGCUGCGAGUGAUGACGAGCCAAUGCAUCUCUAUGAAGUGUUCCAAAAUUGUUUUAACAAGAUUGCAAAUAAACAGCCACAAGUAGAGAAGGGGCCGUACUCGCAGGGGGGGAAUUAUGGGGUGGACAACAACGGGAUGGGGGGUUACGCCCCCUCGCCGUAUGCCGGGGGUGGUGGUGUGGAUGACCAGUCCUCCUUCGGCCCAGAGUCGCCUUUCUACAACCCUUUCCCGUCCUCCCAACAGCAGCGGCGGAUCAUUCCGUCGUCGUCGUCGUCGUCCCAUCCUCAGCUGCCAGGAAGUGUCAAAAGGAAGAAAGAGGGGAUGGAGGGCAGCCUAGAUCCUGGAGAUGGACAACAGCAGAACUGGUUUGGUGCUGAAGACUUUCAAGAUUCGCCACGGUAUGCUUCGCCGAAAGGGUCAGCUCUCUAUCCUGAAUCCAACUACUUCCUCGACGGGACGGGUGGCGUGGACUGGGGGAAUCCUGGGGGUGGUCCUGGUGGUGGGGGUGGCAACAAUUACUACAACUCACCCUCCAUGAUCCCACCCCAUUUGUCGCAAUCAUAUCCAGCAAACGGGGGGAGUUCCAUGCACGGAGGUGACCCCAUGCAUGGCGGGUAUCCACCAAAUGGUGACCUCUCCCUCCCACCAAUGUCGUCCUUCCGCCCGAACGGCCCCCCCUCGCAGCAGCAGCAGCAGCAGCACCCAUCCCAACCCAACAAUAACAACAAUGCGUCCAGUCCUCUCUACAACAAUCACCACAGCCCUGCAGUACCACAACACUCACACCCAUCCCAUCCUCACUCAGCUCCUGGGGAUACGGUGGGCAAAGCCUUGGCCUCGAUUUAUCCUACGGAUCAUAGUGCGAGUAGCUCGAGUCCGACCACGCCCGUGAACUCGCCGCCCCCUUUGACCUCCGCCACGGCGGGGUCAGGGUGGGGUGGGGGCAGUUCUGUAACACCCUUCACCCCUCUUAACCACACGCCUAACUCGCCUGGGGGAUUCCCUUCUCAUGACAGGGCCUUACAUCACAUGCCUGUGCCUGAACAGCAACGUUUGGAUGAUGUGAUCGGUAUUCUGCGCGAUCAGAAUGAGGGUUCAAGAACGGAGUUGGACGACGCUAUAAACGUGUUAAGAAAUCACGCAGAAAGUCCACACCCCUCGUUUCAUGGUUUGACUGUCCCACCUCAUAUCGCAGCUCAGCAACAUUCCAAUGGACUUUUGGCCUACCCACCUCCCAUGGACACACACUUGAGCCCUCACAGCAAUGCGAGCUCGAUAGGUCCCGGAGGUUACGGUCCACCCAUGCCAACUCAUUCUUCUUCCACGCUCGACCUGAAUGCCGACGCUCUUCACACGAAACCCUCUCGUCCACCACCCAAUACAUCGAAAGGAAAGAAACGCAAAGAACUCGCGGCUGCAGGUGGUGGGGUUGCGGACAUCAAACCUGAUUUGGGAGGGCUGGGUUCCAAUAAUAGUAGUGCAAGUACAAGUUCUUCCACAUCUUCUGGGCCAAAAAAUGCAAAGAGAUCAAGACGAUAUGAAGAGCAGGACCCACUUACGGAUGAUCCCGAAGAUGAAGAAGGGCUUGACCCCGACACCAAAUUGCAACGGGAAAGGGAACGACGUCAGGCAAAUAAUGCAAGAGAAAGAAUCCGUAUCCGAGAUAUUAACGAGGCCCUGAAAGAAUUGGGUCGCAUGUGUAUGCAACAUUUGAAGUCGGAUAAGCCUCAAACCAAGCUUGGAAUAUUAAAUAUGGCGGUUGAAGUAAUAAUGCAAUUAGAACAGCAAGUUAGAGAGCGUAACCUUAAUCCCAAAGCAGCUUGUUUAAAGCGGAGAGAAGAGGAGAAAGCAGAGGACGGACCAAAGCUCGGCGGCCACCCUCUCGGACCACCCCCACAUUUGGCGCCUCCCUUCCCCAUGCAAGUUCCUGUGAGCUAUCCUAACUCUGAAACAAUGGGACUUCCGACGUGAACAAAAGUGCCACGCAGCUUGGACAUUAACUAACAUUAUAGAUAACUUGUGAAUUUUUUGAUGACAGCUCACUUUAUUACUACCACUUAUUAUAAUACAAGUAGAGUGAAAACGACUCUACUCAAGCAACUCUUUUGGGUCUUAUAAUUCGUAACAAAACAAUGGUCGUAUCUUCCAGUGGAAUUUAAUGAAAGCAACUUUAGCAGCGAUUGGAUAGAAUUCAAAAAGUUCAAAAUAUAUGAGACACAGACAGCUAUUAUGUAUCAUCAUUAUCUUCAUCAUCAUCAAAACAAUUAAGAUCGUCAUCAUCAUUAGCGAUUAAGUAAUACUUGAUAAGUAAUUUGUACGGGAAGGAUACACACAUAUAUACAUAAACAGUUGUACAGACAGACAUUAUUUCUACGUAAAUAAGACGGUACUCUUUCUGGUAAAACAAAAAUAGGUACAUUAUAGCAAACAGAAGAGUAUCUAAGCUAUUUUUACUUUGAUAAGCUGAAGCUACGAAGUUUGCAAUUUUUGUGAGACAUGACUAUAAGGUACGAAAUAAGUAAAUAUCUAUGUAAGCUGUAGCUUUAAUGUCUUCUUAUUUGGUACGGAAGCAUUUCUUCUAUAAUUGCAUUUUGCAUUUAUUCCUAUUGUUAUUAGUUAAUAUUAAUUAAGAAAUACUUAUCCUUGUCUCUGAGCAUUUUUAUUGUUGCAUUACAACAACUAUACUGUGUGAUAUUCUUACCUUAUUAAACAAGGAGGACGGCGACGGUAAAUUCUCAUCUGCUAAAAAAAUUGAAAAACAGCUAGACUACCAAUAUUUAGAGUUUUCAUCAAUGCAUAAUCAAUUCAUCAUCUUCCAAGAUGUGUUUAAAAAAACUGAUCUUCUGUAACUCACUUUUACUCACUCGUUAUGUUUUAGCUGUUUUUUUAUAGGGGUUAUUGUAUCAUAAUAAUGCUCCAUCUCCUUUUGCAAUUCCGGCUGUGUAGUUUAUUUUUUUUUUGAUUUUUACAUUCCAUACUAACUGCACGGAAAGUGGGUUGAUUGAUGAGUUGUUUGCCUUUUUUUUUAUGUAAAUUUGUAUUUAUUUCUGGUAGUGGUGAAAGCAUAGUUAAUUAAUUUUCGGGUCAAAUCAUCUUCAUAAAACCAGAUUUCCGACAUUUUUAAAUCCCCACUAAUUUACUUGUUGAGUUUGUGUUUAAUUUUUUUAAAUUAGCAACGAAUAACUUUUUAUCAACGAACGAGGCGUGUUUUUUUUGUUCCAUUUUGUUUUAACUUGUCGAUUUGUUGGAAAUUCUUCAUUUGUUGAUUUUUGUUAAUAUUUGUGCCAUAAAAUGUAACAGUCAUAACAAGCGUACAUUCAUCACAGAAACAUGCAUAAUGCUUACUAAUUUUACCUUACAUUGAGUUUCUAUUAUAAUAAUUAAUACAAUUCAACCCAGCCUCUCUUAUUUGAUCCGUGGUAUUUAAUGAGUCAUCAUCAGUUACGUAAGAUUGCUUAUCGACUUUUUUCUAAUUAAUAAUUUAUUAAGAAAGCGGAGGAUGGUGGAUUCAUAUAGGUCUCUCAGUUGUUAAAACUUGUCCUUUAAAGAAGAACACCAGUUCUUCCUCUUGGAUAUGAUGAUAAUAAUUAUUAUUAUAAUAAUGCAUAAUACUUUAAUAAGCUCAUUUUACGAUAGAACUAUACUUUUAAUUGACAUUACUUAUUAUAACAAAUAAGUUUCACGUUUACCCUAGUUUUAGUUAUAGAAUUUUUUUAGUUAGUUGGGAGAAAAACUAGUUUUCUAUUUAGGUUCAAGCAUAUAUUCCAUCGAAAAGUAUAGCAAUCCAAAGAAAAUAUAUUAUGGUUGGCUCUGGACAAAUAAUGAUCUUGAUUACGAAGUACAGCUUAUUACUGCUAAUUUCGCAUUUAAUCUGAAAUACUUUCUUUUUUAAAAAGAAAAUUAUAGGACAUUCAUUAACUCUGAUUUGUAGUUAAAAUUUGAAAAGUAUGACAAAUCUACUCAAUAAUAAUGGUUCUUCAGUUCAUUACAUCAUAACGAGCUCUCUGUAGUUAACGUAAAUAUAUUGCAUUUUUAUUGGUUUGAAAUCGAAAAGGUAUUAUGUAUUAUUUACUCAACCGAGGUUUACUUACGUAAUGGUUAUUAAAUAUAAUGGAAAAUUCAAGAUGCAACAACUCUCAGAAACUCUCAGAAAUUGAACGUUUAUGUUUUUUUGAAGGAGGGAGAUACAUAUGUAUAAUUAUGUAUGUAUGAUACUGUAAACAUGUUUAGAAUAUCCGAACCUGUCACACGAACUACUACUACAAUAGCAUUGAUCAGUAAUAUUAUACUACCAACAAGAAAUGAAAAAGUAUGUUGUAAUAAUAAUAUCAGAAUUUUGUGUCUUUUCAUCAUAAUGAUAAUUUGAUGAUGACGACGAUUUACUAUUAUAAAAUAAUCAUAAAUGAAUAAAGUGUUUAUUUGUGUAAUGAAGAAAA
This is a messenger RNA of Folsomia candida, 5605 nucleotides long. RefSeq names its product transcription factor 12. The record is from RefSeq and is a predicted model, not a curated record. The coding region runs from base 1167 to 3140 and encodes 657 amino acids. Gene Ontology annotation, molecular function: RNA polymerase II cis-regulatory region sequence-specific DNA binding; protein dimerization activity; DNA-binding transcription factor activity, RNA polymerase II-specific. Lineage: Eukaryota; Metazoa; Arthropoda; Collembola; Entomobryomorpha; Isotomidae. Gene Ontology annotation, biological process: regulation of transcription by RNA polymerase II. The transcript has 15 exons. Gene Ontology annotation, cellular component: transcription regulator complex.